Molecule: messenger RNA, 1111 nt
Organism: Phytophthora infestans T30-4
Lineage: Eukaryota; Oomycota; Peronosporomycetes; Peronosporales; Peronosporaceae
Product: undecaprenyl pyrophosphate synthetase, putative
Exons: 4
Coding region: 1-927 (308 amino acids)
Biological process (GO): polyprenol biosynthetic process
Cellular component (GO): endoplasmic reticulum
Source: RefSeq, a predicted model, not a curated record
AUGCCCAUUACUCUUGUGUUUAUGCUUACGCUACUCAGCCUUUCACUAGCCUCGGGUGUCAGCGGCCUCGGCAAGUCGGUGCGCUGGCACAAGGUGCUGCCCUCUUCGGUCUGGCGCCUCGUCGGCUGGUUGAGGAGCCUGCUUAACGCUGACUUUACGGUGUUGGAGAAGAAGACGACGUUGACGGCGAUGCUGAGAGAUGCGGGUGAGCAAAAAAUUCCGCGUCACAUUGCCGUCAUAAUGGAUGGAAAUAGACGCUAUGGAAAGGCCAAGUACGGAGCAGGCGUGCGAGGACAUGCGGAUGGCAGCAAGACGCUUGUCAAUUUCACGGACUGGUGUAUCGACGCGGGGAUGCAGGCACUUACAGUGUAUGCUUUUUCUACAGGUGAGCUGAACUGGAAUCGCGAGCAGUCGGAGGUGGACGCACUGAUGAAUUUGUUCAACCAGUUCAUGCAUGAGAUUGUGCCUGAGGCGCUGAAGAGGGAUGUACGCGUGCGUGUCUUGGUAUCUGAUGGACGUAAACUGCCUGCAUAUAUUGUUGAGGCGAUCAAGGAGAUCGAGACUAAGACGCAGGCUUGCUCCAGAUUCAGCCUCAACCUCUGCGUCAGGUACGAUAUCCGCUAUGGCGCACGAGAUGAGAUUGUAGGUGUCUGCAGGAAGAUCGCCACAGAGGUUGCCAAGGGCGAGGUCUCCGUUGAGGAUAUUAAUGAGGACUUGCUAAGUCAGCGCAUGCUCACAGCCGGGCUCCCAGACCCGGACAUCCUCAUUCGUACGUCGGGCGAACUUCGUAUCAGCAACUUUCUCCUGUUUCAGAUCGCGUACACGGAGCUGAUCUUCAUGGAUAAAAUGUGGCCCGAGGUGACGAAGGACGACGUACAGGACAUCAUCAUUGAGUUCAACCGCCGUAAGCGCCGCUUCGGCAAGUAAGCAACAUCAUUGUCAUUUCAAGACAUAUAUGGCGACACUAGAGCGUUGCCCCCCAUGCAUUGAGCGUUCAACUCGAACUUUUCGACGCCGGUUGAAACGACUCGACGGACGCGAAAACGACAAAAACUGGGCAAAUUACUUGAACAUACUAACGGCUUGUCUAAGUACGAAAUACCUAUACUUU